AUGAGGUUAUUCAUUCUAGUGCCCAUUCUUGCCACCAUUAAACUCUGCAGUGCUGGUUGGCCAUGUUGUUGCGGAGGAGGAAAUAAGGAUGACGAUGAGGGAUCAGAUGUGCAUACAAGGCCAAGGGGCGCUUUUAGACCUAAAAAAGUCUCUCCGGAGCAUUCUAGGAUUUAUCUAUUGUCUUCUGAAGAUUCAGUAGGACAUGAAGGCGCUCAAUCUAAUCCUCAAAAGCCCAUCAUUCUGGACCUUGCAAACCCUGACAAGACAAACAUGAACAUUUAUGAAAGCGAUAGGAACAAGGUAAAGUAUGAUGAAUACUUUCCAAAUGAUGGUUUUUACGUUUCAUCAGUUGUCAAAAGUGGGACAGAAAUAUGGAAAGCUUACGGAGAGGAGAUAUGUACAGGAGCAAGUAUGUAUAGCAAAGAGGACUCCUCUCUUCUUUCCCUAACAAUUCACAGCAAAAGUGGGUUUAGCGUUAAAUGUUUUGAGAGAAGAGAUGAAUGUUGGUAUACCGUUGGGGAAAUGAGGAGCUUUUUGGCAAAGCUUGAUAAAAUGAGAAGAUCUAGACUUUUCUCAAGUAGUUCCUCAGGACGAUCGUCUCCCACUCUAUCUCAAUGA
Messenger RNA from Theileria equi strain WA, 618 nucleotides. RefSeq names its product signal peptide-containing protein. The transcript has a single exon. NCBI's taxonomy places the organism in Eukaryota, Apicomplexa, Aconoidasida, Piroplasmida, Theileriidae. The record is from RefSeq and is a predicted model, not a curated record. The coding region runs from base 1 to 618 and encodes 205 amino acids.